AUGUUUCUGUAUUUUAUCACACAGGUCACCACAAAGGGAGCAGGGCUGAACCCCAACGCCAAAGUCUGGCAGGAGAUCCCUGCGCCCCAGAGCCAAGUCACGGAGGGCACCCACUGGCUAGAGACUACCCCCGCUUCCGAUGUCCCUGAGGGUGAGGGCCAAUCCCAAUGCACCGCUGGAGGUUUUACAUCACUACAUGCACACACAGGCCUUAAUAGAUCUUCUUCACAGACCUAGAUAGGAUUUUUGCUUUGAGUUUUAAAUGGCAUUGACACACAUUUUCUUAAAUUCUACAUGUGGUUUAGGGCACUUGAUUAGCUGAGUUCAGAGGGCACAAUGGACCUUUUUUAGAAGGACUGUUAAUCCAGGCCUGAGAUCAUCCUAACCCUGAUCUGUGGAGGCACCGAAAACAAGCACUGUUAUGAGUCUGUGGAUUACAUAGCCUCCCGGGUUCAACCUUGACAGUGGCUCUUUUCCCAGUCAGACUCUUAUCUACCACAUUACUCUCCCAUCUUCCUCCCAGGUUACUCAGAGGCUCCCCCUACUCGGGGUAAGGUGUACGGCACGGGGUACUCAGACCCCUCCUCGGACAGCAGUGCCCGUUUACCCACAGAGGGUGUACUGAUCGGCAUGGACCCCCCUGAACUGGGGUACCCCCUCUAUGACUCUGUGACUGAGUCAGCAGGUCAGUAGCAGUCCUCUGGUCAGCUCCCUCUGGGUCAGAUGCUUUUGAGAUGACAUGCUCUGGUCUGGCGUUGGAGGGAAUUGGAUACAUGUACUGUUUUUUUAUUUUUUUAUUGAUCAAACUGGGUCUUAGGUGGAGGGCGUGGUCAUGAGCGUGGCCUUCCUGUUGGCCGCAGUGGCAAAUAUUUGUUGUUUUAAAGCUAAUUUCCUGCAAUUCUAUACAUUUUGCUAUGUCUGGAGAUAAAAUGUUGCAGUUUAAAAUCAAAUUUCCUACAAUUCUACACAUUUUGCCAUGGCUUAUGCUAUCUGAGUGAUUCAAACAUUAUAACAAAAUCAAUGGUGGCCCCAUGCAAUGACAAAAAUACUCCUGAAUGCAUAAUUUUUUACAUUUUAGAUUCUCCCUGACUGUCUAGCUUUUAUUUUGGAGAUUGUUAGUUGUCAAAGAUGAUCUUAUUUAAAAACAAUAUAUAGAUCCAUUAUCUUUUCUUCAACAAAGUUUUUCCAUACUGAAAAUUCACACACAAAAAAUGUGUAUGUACACAUUCACAUAGACACACACUCAAGUAUGUGGACACCCCUUCCAAUUAGUGGAUUCGGCUAUUUCAGCCACGCGUUGCCAACAGGUGUAUUAAAUCAAGCACACAGCCAUGCAAUCUCCAUAGACAAACAUUGGCAGUAGAAUGGCCUUACUGAAGAGCUCCGUUAGACUUCCAACGUGGCACCGUCAUAGAAUGCCACCUUUCCAACAACUCAGUUCAUAAAAUGUCUGCCCUGCUAGAGCUGCCCCGGUCAACUGUAAGUGCUGUUAUUGUGAAGUGAAAACGUCUAGGAGCAACAACAGCUCAGCCGCGAAGUGGUAGGCAACACAAGCUCAUAGAACGGGACCGCUGAAGUGCAUAGCGCGUAAAAAGUCUGUCCUCGGUUGCAACGCUCACUAUCGAGUUCCAAACUGACUCAGGAAGCAACGUCAGCACAAGAAUGGCGGCAGGUAGCUUAGUGGGUAAGAGCGUUGUGCCAGUAACUGAAAGGUCGCUGGUUCUAAUCCAUGAGCCGGCUAGGUGAAAAAUCUGUGGAUGUGCCCUUAAGCAAGGCACUUAACCCUAAUUUCUCCUGUAAGUCGCUCUGGAUAAGAGCGUCUGCUUAAUGACAAAAAAAAAAAAAGAACUGUUAGUCGGGAAAUGGGUUCCAUGACCGAGCAGCCGCACACAAGCUGAAGAUCACCAUUCGCAAUGCCAAUCGUCGGCUGGAGUGGUGUAAAGCUCGCCGCCAUUGGACUCUGGAGCAGUGGAAACGCGUUCUCUGGAGUGAUUAAUCACGCUUCACCAUUUGGCAAUCCGACGGACAAAUCUGGGUUUGAGGAUGCUAUGUGCCAUAGUGCAUAGUGCAAGCUGUAAAGUUUGGUGGAGGAGGAAUAAUGGUUUGGGGCUGUUUCAUGGUUCAGGCUAAGCCACUUAGUUCCAGUGAAGGGAAAUCUUAACGCUACAGCAUAUAAUGACAUUCUAGACGAUUCUGUGCUUCCAACUUUGUGGCAACAGUUUGGGGGAAGGCCCUUUCCUGUUUCAGCAUGACAAUGCCCCUCGUGCACAAAGCAAGGUCCAUACAGAAAUGGUUUGGCCUUCACAGAGUCCAGAUCUCAACCCCAUCGAACACCUUUGGGAUGAAUUGGAACUCUGACUGCGAGCCAGGCCUAAUCGCCCAACAUCAGUGCCUGACCUCACUAAUGCUCUUGUGGCUGAAUGGAAGCAAGUCCCCGCAGCAAUGUUCCUACAUCUAGUGGAAGGCCUUCCCAGAAGAAUGGAGGCUGUUAUAGCAGCAAAGGGGAGACCAACUCCAUAUUAAUGGCCAUGAUUUUGGAAUGAGAUGUUCGACGAGCAGCUGUCCACAUACUUUUGGUCAUGUAGUGUGUGAGAGAGCAAGAAUUUUGUACUUACGCAGCCUGAAAAAACACUUAGUCUGCCCGCCCAGUACUUCUCUAUGCAGAAAAAACACUGCGUGGAUAUAGUACCUUUACUUUAUUACCAUAAGUAUUUAUAUAGUCCUGCUACCAGUCACUUUUCAGCAGUGUUUACAUGUAUAUCCGCUAUCACACCUACACUGACACUCUUGCACCCACACACCCACCACUUAUGCUGCUGCCAUACUGUUUACCAUUAUUAUUUUUUAUCCUGCUACCAGUCACUUUCUCCUAAUCCCUGCCUACAUGUACAUAUCUACCUCAAAUACUCCAGUAUCCCUGCACAUUGUACAUUUGGUACUGGCACUGACCCUGUAUAGAGAUUCCUCUCUUUAAUUGUAUUGUUAGGUAUAUUAUUUUGAUAUUGAAUACUGCACUGUUGGGUGGGGCUUGCAAGUGAAGCAUUUCACUGUACCUGUGCAUGUGACAAAUAAAACUUAAAAUUAAAAUAUUGUUUUUGCCUUUCACUAAGUAUUGUCAUUUAGUGUUGCCUGAAUUAAUAUAAUAAUGAUUACCAAUGGUAACGAUCAGCGAUGUAUGGCUUUGGUAACAUUUGUUAUGCACAAGGGCUAAAACGUAGCUUCGCAGCCUAUAGCCAAACAUUAAUUUUGAAUCAAAAUUGUGUAUGUUUGUGCAGUGGAGGAACAGCAGCCUCUCUCUGAAGAGAGCCUGAGAGAGUCUCUGAAGAAACAGCUGGAGUUCUGCUUCUCAAGGUGAGUAGUGAACUGCUUUUGAAGAGCCUAUUUUAGAUGGUUGUUAUAACUUAAAUACAGUCGGAAUUUCAAUGUCUCUCACUGACCUAAGCAAUUCUAGAUGGUGUGUGAUAGUUUAGGUAAUGAAUCAAGCAGACCUUGGAUUUGAACAAAAGCUGUAACCCCGGUGAUGAUCAGUAUCGCGCUUGGAAGGACCCAGGAGCGCUGUGACUGUGGAGGUUUCUCCUCUUCAUCUCUCUAAAUUGCUUCACCCGCCUCUAACUUUCCUACUCCCUCUACACCGCUUCCUCCUCUCCCUCUUUCCCCUCUCUUCGUCAGCGCAGUGUGACUGACCUAAUGACCGUGAGAUUGAAAUCUGAGGGGAACAAGGGAAAAAAACAUGGGGACAUGAAUGUAUACUUUUGACCCCCCACCCCACACCUCUUUUCGGUCUUAUGUUCCAAAAUGUGAAAUGUUUAUUUUAUUUUUUACAUUGGAUAAAAGUACAAUCGGACCUUCAAAGUUGUAUGUCAUACACUAUAGUUGGAGAAAACAACAUGGGGAAGUAAUGCUGCUUAAGAAGUUGCUAAAUGUAUAAUCCCAUUUAGGAGAAAAAGGUCACAACUGACUGGCUCAAACGCAUUAAGAAGGAAAGAAAUUCCACAAAUUAACUUUUAACAAGGCACACCUGUUAAUUGAAAUGCAUUCCAGGUGACUACCCAUAAAGCUGGAGCAUGCCAAGAGUGUGCAAAGCUGUCAUCAAGGCAAAGGGUGGCUGUUUGAAGAAUAUAAAAUAUAUUUUGAUUUGUUUAACACUUUUUUGGUUACUACAUUAUUCCAUAUGUGUUAUUUCAUAGUGUUGAUGUCUUCACUAUUAUUCUACAAUGUAGAAAGUAGUAAAAAUAAAGAAAAACCCUUGAAUGACUAGGUGUUCUAAAACGUUUGACCGGUAGUGUAUAUCAUGAGAGCCUUUGUGUGACUUUGGUUCAGGUCAUGUUAUGAUAUGAACAAAGGAAUCUAGCCUAAGGGCAUAUUUCUAUCCUGCCCCUUUGGAGCAGGACAUGUAAUGUCCAUGGCCUUUUCAUCGCAAAAGUCCUGCUCUUCUCAAAAAUGUGUUUGAUAUGAUACUUGCAUUUUAUUUUUUUAACCUUUAUUUAAGUAGGCAAGUCAGUUAAGAACAAAUUCUUAUUUACAAUGACGGCCUACAACGGCCAAACCCGGACGACGCUGGGCCAAUUGUGCGCCGCCCUAUGGGACUCCCAAUCACGGCCGGUUGUGAUACAGCCUGGAAUCGAACCAGGCAGCAUCUCCCACUCCCAUAUCUCUGGGAGUAAGGACGUCAGCGUGGCACAGCAGCUGAAACCUGGUUCCAUCUGAGUGAAAGCUCCUUGGCCACAACACCAGACUCCAGACAAUUUAAGCUGUAAUGGAGGAAAGCAGACAUAAAUAGACAAGACAUUAAAACUUGCAUACCAGCAAUAACCUUAAUUGACCCCCAAGUUCAAGCAAUAAGCUCAUAAAGUACAAAGACAAAAUACCUGAAGUGCUGCUUGUUCACCCUUUAUCAUCUCAUUGUACUGGUGGUGGAGAGCAGUUUCUUCUUAUGCUGAAAGACACAUUCCAGAAACAUGGGUUAAAACAUUAAUUAAUUAAUGUCCUAUAGCUUGUUAUUGCCUGUUGACAUCUACAGCUGUACUAAAAUGCCCUGUACACACUCAACCUGCUUUCAGCCAAACAAUUGGCUGCCUACAAUGACGGCCUACACCGUCUGCAAUGGCAAUGCAGACACUACACGAUAACUAGCUAGCUAGUUUUAGCCAACAUCUAACUUAAUAAUUAGCUGCUGGCUAAGUUACGUGUAAAUGGUAUUCAUCUAGCUAGCCAGCUAGUUGAACAUGCAAAAAAAUAACUUCAAAAUCUAUAAUCCAAUGUAGAUGGCUAGCUAUUUCAUCGUGACUAGCUAGCUAGCCAAAUCAGCAUGCAUCCCUAUCAUUGGGUUUGAUUAAAUUGCUAAUCGACUAUCAUUCACACCACGGUGGCUAUUUUCGGUAGCUAGUUAAACAUGAUAAAUACAGUGCAUUCGGAAAGUAUUCAGACCCCUUCACAUUUGUUACGUUACAGCCUUAUUCUAAAAUUGAUUAAAUAAAUAUAAAAAUCCUCAUCAAUAUGCACACAAUACCCCAUAAUGACAAAGUAAAAACAGGUUUUUAGAAAUGUUUGCAAAUAAAUAAAUUAAUAACAUAUCCGUAGAACUCCGAGACAGGAUUGUGUCGAGGCACAGAUCAGGGGAAGGGUACCAAACAAUGUCUGCAGCAUUGAAGGUCCCCAAGAACACAGUGGCCUCCAUCAUUCUUAAAUGGAAGAAGUUUGGAACCACCAAUACUCUUCCUAGAGCUGGCCGCAAUCGGGGAAGAAGUGCCUUGGUCAGGGAGGUGAUCAAGAACCCGAUGGUACUCUGAUAGAGCUCUAGAGUUCCUCUGUGGAGAUGGAAGAACCUUCUAGAAGGACAACCAUCUCUGCAGAACUCCACCAAUCAGGCCUUUAUGGUAGUGGCCAGACGGAAGCCACUCCUCAGUAAAGGGCACAUGACAGCCCGCUUGGAGUUUGCCAAAAGGCACCUAAGGGACUCUCAGACCAUGAGAAACAAGAUUCUCUGGUCUGAUGAAACCAAGAGUGAACUCUUUGGCCUGAAUGCCAAGCGUCACAUCUGGAGGAAACCUGGCACCAUCCCUACGAUGAAGCAUGGUGGUGGCAGCAUCAUGAUGUGGUGAUAGUUUUCUGCAGCAUGGAGACUAGUCAGGAUCGAGGGGAAAGAUGAAUGGAGCAAAGUACAGACAGAUCCUUGAUGAAAACCUGCUCCAGAGCGCUCAGGACCUCAGACUAGGGUGAAGCUUCAACUUCCAACAGGACAACAACCUUAAGCACACAGCCAAGACUACGCGGGAGUCUCUGAAUGUCCUUGAGUGGCUCAGCCAGACAUCAAACAUCUCUGGAGAAACCUGAAAAUAGCUGUGUGGCAAUGCUCCCCAUCCAACCUGACAGAGUUCGAGAGGAUCUGCAGAGAAGAAUGGGAGACACUCCCAAAAUGCAGGUGUGCCAAGCUUGUAGCGUCAUACCCAAGAAGACUCAAUAAUGUAAUCGUUGCCAAAGGUGCUUCAACAAAGUACUGAGUAAAGGGUCUGAAUACUUAUUUAAAUGUGAUUUUUUAUUUAUUUAUUAUAAAUUAGCAACAAUUUCUAAAAACGUGUUUUUUCUUUUUGAUUAUGGGGUAUUGUUUAGAUUGAUGAGGGGGGAAAAACAAUUUAAUCCAUUUUAAAAUAAGGCUGUAAUAUAACAGUGGUAAAGGUCAGGUUGUCUGAAUACUUUCCGAAUGCACUGUAUGACGAAGAUUAGCAUCACGCAUGGCUUAGCACAUCAGCAAUCAACAUUAACAGCAGAUAUCUGGCUAUAACGUUACUUGUAUGCAACUGUCUAACUAGCUAACAAUAGCUAGCAAUGAGCAAUUAAUACAACCUUUUGAUACAGUUGAACCAAUAUUGUAUGCACAUGUAGCUAGCUUGCCAUUUUAACUGUAGACUCUUACCUGUGUAUGGAUUAUGAUGAUUCAAGGCAGACGAACAUUUUCAAAAUAAUCCUUCCCACUCGGCUUCAACCACACCGCUUUUGCCACAGAAGACAGAGCUGUGUCGAUACCUGCAGCUCUAUUCAGGACAACACUUUUAUUGAAAUCUGUAGCUACACUUUGAUGAAAAUAUGAGUAAAUCCAAUGAUCUUUGGCUCUUUCAAAUAUCUGUGGUAGCAGAGCGCAGGACCUGCCAUUUGACAGAAGCCUUGAGUGACAGAACACUCUUUCUCGUGAAGGUCCCAGCCCCAUCAUUAUCUCAACCAAUCAUGGCUAGGCAAGAUUCUGUAUUUUCUCCGUGGCUAAACAGCUUUGUGAUUCAAAUUGUAUUUAUAUUUACAGAUUACAUGAGUUUUCACUUUCAAAUGCCUCUCCUGUGGAGUAGGAAAAUGUGUCUUACACCCAGCUUCAAGAAUCAGGGCACAAAUGUGUCUUAGCUCCCCCAUAGCAUGUAACAGACAUGGCUUGUUGGUUUCUCAUGCCCUGUUGUCUGUCUUCAGAGAGAAUCUGUCCAAGGAUCUGUACCUGAUGUCCCAGAUGGACAGUGAUCAGUUUAUCCCCAUCUGGACCAUCGCCAGCAUGGAGGGCAUCAAGUUCCUCACCACCGACAUGGACCUCAUCCUGGAGGUGCUACGAGGUAUGAACACAAACCCACCUCACCUUUGACCCUGUAGGAAAUAGCCUCCCUGGACAGGCUUAUACUUUAGGCUGCUACAAGAUUGGUCAGAAACAAGCUCAGGUUGAAGGAUUUCUACCCAAGCUAAAAACACUUAGCACACAAGCUGUAGCCUCAUACCAGACGUGUUGACACAUGGCUGGGAACGAGAUUACAGUGGUGGAAGUAACGAUGUGGUGGCUGGGACGGCACCAGUAGAUUAAUUAGUAAUGGUAUAGAGAGGGAUUGUGGUAGUCAAACUUGAAACAAUGUACUUACAGUGCCUUCAAAAAGUAUUCAUACUCCUUGACAUAUUCCACAUUUUUUUACAGCCUGAAUUCAAAAUGGAUUAAAUAGAUUUAUCACCCAACUACACAAUACCCCAUAAUGACAAAGUGAAAACACGUUUUUAGAAUAUUCUUUACGCUUAUUGAAAAUGAAAUAUUUAAUUUACAUAAGUAUUUACACCCAGAGUCAACACGUUAGAAUCACCUUCGGCAGUGAUUACAGCUGUGAGUCUUUCUGGGUAAGUCUCUAAGAGUUUUGCACACCUGGAUUGUACAAUAUUUGCACAUUAUUCUUUUAAAAAUUCUUCAAGCUCUGUCAAGUUGGUUGUUGAUCAUUGCGGGACAGCCAUUUUGAAGUCUUGCCAUAGGUUUUCAGUUGAUUUAAGUCAAAACUGUAACUAGGCUACUCACGAACAUUAAAUGUCGUCUUGGUAAGCAACUCGAUUGUAUAUUUAGCUUUGUUUUAGGUUAUUGUCCUGCUGAAAGGUGAAUUUGUCUUCCAGUGUGUGUUGGAAAGCAGACUGAACCAGGUUUUCCUUUAAGAUUGUGUCUGUGCCUAGCACUAUUCCGUUUUUAUUAUCCGCCAAAAAAAACAACUCCCUAGUCCUUGCCAAUGACAAGCAUACCCAUAACAUGAUAAAGCCGCCGCCAUGCUUGAAAAUAUGAAGAGUGGUACUCAGUGAUGCAUUUGAUUUGCCCAAACAUAACGCUUUGUAUUUCAGGACAAAGUUAAUUUCAAUGCCACAUUUUUUUUGCAGUUUUACUUUUAGUCCCUUAUUGCAAACAGGAUUCAUGUUUUGGAAUAUUUUUAUUGUGUACAGGCUUCCUCCUUUUCACUCUGUCAUUAGGUUAGUAUUGUGGAGUAACUAGAAUGUUGUUGAUCCAUCCUCAGUUUUCUCCUAUCACAGCCAUUAAACUCAGUAACUGUUUUAAAUUCACCAUUGGCCUCAUGGUGUACUUGCCUGUGUCUUUUGUAGUGACUGGGUGUAUUGAUACGCCAUCCAAGGUAUAAUUAAUAACUUUACCAUGUUCAAAGGGAUAUUCAGUCUUUUUUUUUUUUUUUUUUUUUACCCAUCUACCAAUAGGUGCCAUUUUGUGAGGCAUUGGAAAACCUCCCUGGUCUUUGUGGUUGAAUCUGUGCUUGAAAUUCACUGCUCGACUGAGGGACCUUGCAUGUGUGGGGUACAGAGAUGAGGUAGUCAUUAAAAAAAUGAAACUUAAUGUGACUUGUUAAGCACAUUUUUACUCCUGAAAUUGCCGUUUCAGCAUUUCAUUUUUUUAUGAACAUUUCUAGAAAUAUAAUUCCACUUUGACAUUAUGGGGUUGUGUGUGUGUGUGUAGGCCAGUGACACAAAAUCUUAAUUUAAUCCAUUUUAAAUUCAGGCUGUAACACAACAAAAUGUGGAAAAAGUCAAUGGGGUGUGAAUACUUUUCUGAAGGCACUAUAUCAUCGUAGUAAUGGAAGCAGCAUUAAGUAGGUGAACAUGAUCCAUUUUAAAGUUUUAAAAGUUGAGUGGAGGUAUUUCAAGCACUUUGGGGUAGGUAUGCCAUGAAACUGGCUUCGGGAGCAAACUCACUCAAAUGAGAGCAAGUAAUCCUCACUUGGUCAUUAAUUGAAAAGGUGCUAGUAAAUUUGAUAUAAUGUUGAUAUAUUUUUGGGUGUGUGUGUGUGUGUGUGUGGUUUCAGCUUCACCCGUGGUACAAGUUGACGAGAUGGGGGAAAAGGUUCGGCCCAAUCACAAGCGCUGCAUCAUCAUUCUGAGGGAGGUGCCAGAGACCACACCUGUAGAGGUGACAAAAUGUAGAAUUAGCUCUUUUUUUUCUGGUUUACCUUCUGUGUAGCCGACUGUCUGCUAAACUUGGUAGGGACCCCAAGGUGUGCACGUUUUUGUUUUUUUGCCCUAGUACUACACAGCUGAUUCAAAUAAUCAAAGCUAGAUGAUUACUUGGUUAUUUGAAUCAGCUGUGUAGUGCUAGGCCAACAACCAAAAUGUGCACCCCUUGGGGUCCCGAGGACCGAGUUUGGGAAACGCUGGUGUAGCCAUUUGCUCAUUACAUGUGACGAAUAUGGUUAUUUUGUGGUAGAACGCUAUAAGAAAGGUUCUGUGUGUCCUCUCUGUGUCUCCUGAGUGGCGCAGUGGUCUAAGGCACUGCAUCGCAGUGCUAACUGUGCUACUAGAGAUCCUGGUUCGAAUCCAGGCUCUGUCGCAGCCGGCCGCGACCGGGAGACUCAUGGGCGGCGCACAAUUGGCCCAGCGUCGUCCAGGGUAGGGGAGGGAAUGGCCGGUAGGGAUGUAGCUCAGUUGAUAGAGCAUGGCGUUUGCAACGCCAGGGUUGUGGGUUCGAUUCCCACGGGGGGGCAGUAUAAAAAAAAUAUGUAUUCACUAACUGUAAGUCGCUCUGGAUAAGAGCGUCUGCUAAAUGACUAAAAUGUAAAUGUAAAUGUUCUAACACCCUCAUCUUCUGUCUAUUCCUUAUUUCAUUUGCCCUCAGGAAGUGGAGGCCCUCUUUAAGAAUGAAAACUGUCCCAAAGUGAUAAGUGUUGAAUUUGUGGCCAACAACAACUGGUACAUCACAUUCCAGUCGGACACCGAUGCACAGCAGGUAGCAUUGCACAUUCAACACUCUCUGUAGUCAGUCAGUGAAAAAUAACUUGCAAAUUCAAGGUCCUCAUUCAAAGUUCACAGCACAUGUUCUUUGCUGAUUGUGUCUACUGUACAGAUGUAAUUUCCUAUUUGUUAGGCCAAUCAUCCCAACACAGUUCUGUUGAUUGAUCUACAGUGGGGGGAAAAAAGUAUUUAGUCAGCCACCAAUUGUGCAAGUUCUCCCACUUAAAAAGAUGAGAGAGGUACACGUCAACUAUGACAGACAAAAUGAGAAGAAAAAAAUCCAGAAAAUCACAUUGUAUGAAUUUUAAUGAAUUUCUUUGCAAAUUAUGGUGGAAAAUAAGUAUUUGGUCAAUAACAAAAGUUUCUCAAUACUUUGUUAUAUGCCCUUUGUUGGCAAUGACACAGGUCAAAUGUUUUAUGUAAGUCUUCACAAGGUUUUCACACACUGUUGCUGGUAUUUUGGCCCAUUUCUCAAUGCAGAUCUCCUCUAGAGCAGUGAUGUUUUGGGGCUGUCGCUGGGCAACAUGGACUUUCAACUCCCUCCAAAGAUUUUCUAUGGGGUUGAGAUCUGGAGACUGGCUAGGCCACUCCAGGACCUUGAAAUGCUUCUUACGAAGCCACUCCUUCAUUGCCCGAGCGGUGUGUUUGGGAUCAUUGUCAUGCUGAAAGACCCAGCCACGUUUCAUCUUCAAUGCCCUUGCUGAUGGAAGGAGGUUUUCACUCAAAAUCUCACGAUACAUGGCCCCAUUCAUUCUUUCCUUUACACGGCUCAGUCGUCCUGGUCCCUUUGCAGAAAAACAGCCCCAAAGCAUGAUGUUUCCACCCCCAUGCUUCACAGUAGGUAUGGUGUUCUUUGGAUGCAACUGAGUAUUCUUUGUCCUCCAAACACGACAAGUUGAGUUUUUACCAAAAAGUUAUAUUUUGGUUUCAUCUGACCAUAUGACAUUCUCCCAAUCCUCUUCUGGAUCAUCCAAAUGCACUCUAGCAAACUUCAGACGGGCCUGGACAUGUACUGGCUUAAGCAGGGGGACACGUCUGGCACUGCAGGAUUUGAGUCCCUGGCGGCGUAGUGUGUUACUGAUGGUAGGCUUUGUUACUUUGGUCCCAGCUCUCUGCAGGUCAUUCACUAGGUCCCCCCCGUGUGGAUCUGGGAUUUUUGCUCACCGUUCUUGUGAUCAUUUUGACCCCACGGGGUGAGAUCUUGCGUGGAGCCCCAGAUCGAGGGAGAUUAUCAGUGGUCUUGUAUGUCUUCCAUUUCCUAAUAAUUGCUCCCACAGUUGAUUUCUUCAAACCAAGCUGCUUACCUAUUGCAGAUUCAGUCUUCCCAGCCUGGUGCAGGUCUACAAUUUUGUUUCUGGUGUCCUUUGACAGCUCUUUGGUCUUGGCCAUAGUGGAGUUUGGAGUGUGACUGUUUGAGGUUGUGGACAGGUGUCUUUUAUACUGAUAACAAGUUCAAACAGGUGCCAUUAAUACAGGGAACGAGUGAAGGACAGAGGAGCCUCUUAAAGAAGAAGUUACAGGUCUGUGAGAGCCAAAAAUCUUGCUUGUUUGUAGGUGACCAAAUACUUAUUUUCCACAAUAAUUUGCAAAUAAAUUCAUUAAAAAUCUCAAUAUCCUCAAUUUGUCUGUCAUAGUUGACGUGUACCUAUGAUGAAAAUUACAGGCCUCAUCUUUUUAAGUGGGAGAACUUGCACAAUUGGUGGCUGACUAAAUACUUUUUUCCCCACUGUAUACUGAACAAAAAUAUAAAUGCCACAUGUAAAGUGUUGGUCCCAUGUUUCAUGAGCAGAAAAAAGAUCCUAGAUAUUUUCCAUACGCACAAAAAGCUUAUUUCUUGCAAAUUUUGUGAACAAAUUUGUUUACAUCCCUGUUAGUAAGCAUUUCUCCUUUGCCAAGAUAAUCCAUCCACCUGACAGGUGUGGCUUAUCAACAUUUUACAUUUUAGUCAUUUAGCAGACGCUCUUAUCCAGAGCGACUACAAAUUGGUGCAUUCACCCUAUAGCCAGUGGGAUAACCACUUUACAAUUAUAUAUAUAUAUAUAUAUAUUUUUUUUUUUUUUUUUUUUUGGGGGGGGUAGAAGGAUUACUUUAUCCUAUCCCAGGUGUUCCUUAAAGAGGUGGGGUUUCAAAUGUCUCUGGAAGGUGGUGAGUGACUCCGCUGUCCUGGCGUCGUGAGGGAGCUUGUUCCACCAUUGGGGUGCCAGAGCAGCGAACAGUUUUGACUGGGCUGAGCAGGAACUAUGCUUCCGCAGAGGAAGGGGAGCCAGCAGGCCAGAGGUGGAUGAACGCAAUGCCCUCGUUUGGGUGUAGGGACUGAUCAGAGCCUGAAGGUUCGGAGGUGCCGUUCCCCUCACUGCUCCAUAGGCAAGCACCAUGGUCUUGUAACGUAUGCGAGCUUCAACUGGAAGCCAGUGGAGUGUGCGGAGGAGGGGGGUGACGUGAGAGAACUUGGGAAGGUUGAACACCAGACGGGCUGCGGCAUUCUGGAUGAGUUGUAGGGGUUUAAUGGCACAGGCAGGGAGCCCAGCCAACAGCGAGUUGCAGUAAUCCAGACGGGAGAUGACAAGUGCCUGGAUUAGGACCUGUGCCGCUUCCUGUGUAAGGCAGGGUCGUACUCUCCGAAUGUUGUAGAGCAUGAACCUGCAGGAUCGGGUCACCGCCUUGAUGUUAGCGGAGAACGACAGGGUGUUGUCCAGGGUCACGCCAAGGCUCUUCGCACUCUGGGAGGAGGACACAACGGAGUUGUCAACCGUGAUGGCGAGAUCAUGGAACGGGCAGUCCUUCCCCGGGAGGAAGAGCAGCUCCGUCUUGCCAGGGUUCAGCUUGAGGUGGUGAUCCGUCAUCCAUACUGAUAUGUCGGCCAGACAUGCAGAGAUGCGAUUCGCCACCUGGUUAUCAGAAGGUUGGAAAGGAGAAGAUUAGUUGUGUAUCGUCAGCGUAGCAAUGAUAGGAGAGGCCAUGUGAGGAUAUGACAGAGCCAAGUGACUUGGUGUAUAGGGAGAAAAGGAGAGGGCCUAGAACUGAGCCCUGGGGGACACCAGUGGUGAGAGCACGUGGUGCGGAGACAGCUUCUCUUCACGACACUUGGUAGGAGCGACCGGUCAGGUAGGACGCAAUCCAGGAGUGAGCCGCGCCGGAGAUGCCCAGCUCGGAGAGGGUGGAGAGGAGGAUCUGAUGGUUCACUGUAUCAAAGGCAGCAGACAGGUCUAGAAGGACAAGAGCAGAGGAGAGAGAGUUAGCUUUAGCAGUGCGGAGAGCCUCCGUGACACAGAGAAGAGCAGUCUCAGUUGAAUGACCAGUCCUGAAACCUGACUGGUUUGGAUCAAGAAGGUCAUUCUGAGAGAGAUAGCAAGAGAGUUGGCUAAAGACGGCACGCUCAAUAGUUUUGGAAAGAAAAGAAAGAAGGGAUACUGGUCUGUAGUUGUUGACAUCAGUGGGAUCGAGUGUUGGUUUUUUGAGAAGGGGUGCAACUCUCGCUCUCUUGAAGACGGAAGGGACAUGGCCAGCGGUCAAGGAUGAGUUGAUCAGCGAGGUGAGGUAGGGGAGAAGGUCACCGGAGAUGGUCUGGAGAAGAGAGGAGGGGAUGGGGUCAAGCGGGCAGGUUGUUGGGCGGCCUGCAGUCACUAGUCGCAAGAUUUUAUCUGGAGAGAGAGGGGAGAAAGAAGUCAAAGCAUAGGGUAGGGCAGUGUGAGCAGGACCAGCAGUGUCAUUAGACUUAACAAACGAGGAUCGGAUGUCGUCAACCUUCUUUUCAAAGUGGUUGACAAAGUCAUCCACAGAGAGGGAGGAGGAGGGGGGGGGGGGGGAUUCAGCAGUGAGGAGAAUGUGGCAAAGAUCUUCCUAGGGUUAGAGGCAGAUGCUUGGAAUUUAGAGUGGUAGAAAGUGGCCUUAGCAGCAGAAACAGAUGAAGAAAAUGUAGAGAGGAGGGAGUGAAAAGAUGCCAGGUCGGCAGGGAGUUUAGUUUUCUUCCAUUUCCGCUCAGCUGCCCGGAGCUCUGUUCUGUGAGCUCGCAAUGAGUCAUCAAGCCACGGAGCUGGAGGGGAGGACCGAGCCGGCCGGGAGGAUAGGGGACACAGGGAGUCAAAGGAUGCAGAAAGGGAGGAGAGGAGGGUUGAGGAGGCAGAAUCAGGAGAUUGGAGGGAGAAGGAUUGAGCAGAGGGAAGAGAUGAUAGGAUGGAAGAGGAGAGAGUAGUGGGAGAGAGAGAGCGAAGGUUGCGGCGGCGCGUUACCAUCUGUGUAGGGGCAGAGUGAGUAGUGUUGGAGGAGAGCGAGAGAGAAAAGGAUACAAAGUAGUGGUCGGAGACAUGGAGGGGAGUUGCAGUGAGAUUAGUAGAAGAGCAACAUCUAGUAAAGAUGAAGUCAAGCGUAUUGCCUGCCUUGUGAGUGGGGGGGGGGAUGGUGAGAGGGUGAGGUCAAAAGAGGAGAGGAGUGGAAAGAAGGAGGCAGAGAGAAAUUAGUCAAAUGUAGACGUAGGGAGGUUGAAAUCCCCCAAAACUGUGAAGGGUGAGCCAUCCUCAGGAAAGGAACUUAUCAAGGCGUCAAGCUCAUUGAUGAACUCUCCAAGGGAACCUGGAGGGCGAUAGAUGACAAGGAUAUUAAGCUUAAAUGGGCUAGUGACUGUGACAGCGUGGAAUUCAAAUGAGGAGAUAGACAGAUGGGUUAGGGGAAAAAUUGAGAAUGACCACUUGGGAGAGAUGAGGAUUCCUGUGCCACCACCCCUCUGACCAGAUGCUCUCGGGGUAUGCGAGAACACAUGGUCAGACGAGGAGAGAGCAGUAGGAGUAGCAGUGUUUUCAGUGGUAAUCCAUGUUUCCGUCAGCGCCAGGAAGUCGAGGGACUGGAGGGUAGCAUAGGCUGGGAUGAAGUCAGCCUUGUUGGCGGCAGAACGGCAGUUCCAGAGGCUGCCUGAGACCUGGAACUCCAGGUGUGUGGUGCGUGUAGGGACCACCAGGUUAGAGAGGCAGCAGCCACGCGGUGUGAGGCGUUUGUGUAGCCUGUGCGGAGAGGAGAGAACAGGGAUAGGCAGAGGCAUAGUUGACAGGCUGCAGCAGAUGGCUACAAUAAUGCAGAGGAGAUCGGAAUGAAAUGAACUAAACAUCUGGGAAAGGAGAGAGCAGGCCUCCCUCACCAAAAAAAAAAAUAUAUAUAUAUAUAACUCUCCCAACUUCCACCUCAGAAACUAUAAUUGUUUCACUGAACCACCCGAGUAAAACUCUCCCAACUUCCACUUUAGAAAUUAGAAUUGUUGUAAACUACAGCAGACUGUUAUCAGUAGCUGUAAUUAAGUACAGCAGCUACCAACCACCUAACGUUAAUGCCUCGGAUGAGGUUAGAAAAACAGCUGAAUGGUAGCAGCUAGCUGGCUCAAUCACAGGUACUCUUAAGCAUGAAAUAACAUUGGAAACAAUUAACCACAGUUGCAAAAAGUUACCAGUAGCUACCCGCUAGCUAGCUAGCUAGCUUUGUUGGUCCAAGUAGUGGGUAAGCUAGCCUCGUGCUUCGCCGGGGUCUGCCGAAUACAAUACUUACCUACAAUAAUUACCUACAAUAACCUUCAAUAACUACCUGAGUAAGCUACCUAUAAUACCAAACUACAAUACCUACCUACAAUCUAAAUACAUGGUUUAAGCUUAACUCAACACCAUAUAAGAAGCCAAGCUUACCUUUCAUAACGCAGCAAUGAUUAAACGUUGGGUAGCUAGCACAAAGAUAUUGUAUUUAGCUACCACAGUACAGCCAGCUGGUAGUGUUGGCUGGCUAGCAAUGGCUGCUGUGUUGACUUUGUUUGAAAAACGGCGUCGCUGCGAACGAAUGUAGCUGGCUAAAAGGAUAUUGUUUUUAGUUGCUACCGUUGCUAAUAGCUACUCACCAGCUAAUCCAGGAGGUGAGUUAGCUAGCUAGCUUCGUGCUACACCCGGCACCGCCGAAUACAAAAGUAACCUACAAUAACUACACAACAGCUACCCACAACAGCCCACGAUGCCUACCUAUACUACUUAAUAAUAUACAGCCCACGAUGCCUACCUAUAAUACCUAACUACAAUCUAAAUACAUAGUUUAAGCCUUACUCGACAAAGCCCAAGCUAUGUAUAAAGCCAAACUGGCAGACUGCAAUCAGUAGCCGUAAUUAAGUACAGCAGCUACCAACCACCUAACGUUAAUGAUAAUGAGGUUAGAAAAACAGCUGAAUGGUGACGGCUAGCUGGCUCAAUCACAGGUACUCUUAAGCGUGAAAUAACAUUGGAAACAAUUAACCACUGUUGCUAAAAGUUACCAGUAGCUACCCGCUAGCUAGCUAGCUAGCUUUGUUGGUCCAAGUAGUGGGUCAGCUAGCCUCGUGCUUCGCCGGGGUCCGCCGAAUACAGUCCUUACCUACAAUAAUUACCUACAAUAACCUACAAUAACUACCUGAGUAAACUACCUAUAAUACCUAACUACAAUACCUACCUACAAUCUAAAUACAUGGUUUAAGCUUUACUCAACACCAUAUAAGAAGCCAAGCUUACCUCCUGCUAGAGAAAACACAACCUCUCCCGACCUCUCCCGAUCAUCACUACCGUUGAAAGAAACGGAUUAAACAGCAUGGUCAUUACACAGGUGCACCUUGUGCUGGGGACAAUAAAAGGCCACUCUAAAAUGUGCAGUUUUGUCACACAACAAUGCCACAGAUGUCUCAAAUUUUGAGGGGGCGUGCAAUUGAUAUGCUGACUACAGGAAUGUCCCCCAGAGCUGUUGCUAGAGAAUUGAAUGUUCAUUUCUCUACCAUAAGCCGUCUCCAACGUCGUUUUAGAGAAUUUGGCAGUACGUCCAACCGGCCUUGCAACUGCAGACCACUUGUAACUACGCCAGCCCAGGACUUCCACAUCCGGCUUCCUCACCUGCGAGAUCGUCUGAGACCAGUCACCCGGACAGCUGAUGAAACGGAAUAGUAUUUCUGUCUGUAAUAAAGCACUUUUGUGGAGAAAGUCAUUUUGAUUGGCUGGGCCUGGCUCCCAGGGUGGGUGGGCCUUUGCCUUCCCAGGUCCACGCAUGGCCUAGCCCCUGCCCAGUCAUGUGAAAUCCAUAGAUUAUGGCCUAAUGAAUUUAUUUCAAUUGACUGAUUUCCUUAUAUGAACUGUAACUCAGUAAAAUCUUUGAAAUUAUUGCAUGUUGCGUUUUUAUAUUUUUGUUCAGUAUAGUUUUACCAGCAUAGUCAAAGGCUGUGUUUACACAGGCAACUGGUCUUUUGACCAACCAGAUCAGCCCUGAAAAAUAUCUGAUGUGAUUGGUCAAAAGACCAAUUCGUGGGCAAAAGAUCAGAAUUGGGCUGCCUGUUUCAAUGCAGCCUAACCUGUUAAUUGUUUGAAUGUGGAGUGAGUGAUGCACUUUAGAGUUGGACAGACUACUAAUGAACUGAUUUAUUGUCGCCUGUUACAAAUGAACAGGCAGGCCCCUGGUUUGUUACUUGGAGGCUCUUUUCUGUUUAUGGGGUUGAUGCUGCUGAUGUCUGUGCAAGUUCUAUAUAAAAUAAAAAGCUAUUGAGACAUGUAAUCAUAUCUCCUACAUGUGAAGGGGGAUUGUCCAGCUGUCUCACAGUACUUAAUUUUUCCUCUCUUCUACUUCCUCAGGCCCACAGAUAUCUAAGGGAAGAAGUGAAAACGUUUCAGGGAAAUCCCAUCAUGGUGAGUACAUGUACUGUUCCUUUCUCGUGAGACAUGCUGCUUUUCUAUGGAGCAAUUUCAGUGCCAACAGAAAAUGUAUUUGAAUUCAAUAUUUAUUAAUUUGUAUUUAGAUUUUGAAUUCAAUAUUUGUGCAUUUCUAAUGCACAUUGAAUAUUUUAAUUCAUAAAUUGAACUUGUAUUUCAUGAUUUGAAACUGAAUAAUUAAUAUUGCAUUCAGUUUUAAAAUUCAAUUUAAGUGUAAUUGAAUAUUUUAAUUAAACAUUUAUAUAUUCAGUUUCAAUAUGGUCAAUAUUGCAUUCAUUAUCUGUAUUAAGUUGCCAAACUAUAAUUUUAAGUUGACCAAAGUUUCAUAUAUUCAGCUUUGCAGAUGCAUUCAGAUUCAGUUUUCAAAUUCUGUUCUCUAAGUUCAGAUUCAAAACCAGAGAAAUCCUGGUACUUUGCCAGCAAGGAAUGGUAGAAGAGAACAGACUCGAACACUGUGUUAAACGUGGAGAAAACAGCAAUUUGGCCCCCAUUGCAAUUUAGUUGAAUAACCCUUCUAAGGAUAGCAUUUCCACUCCCUAAUUAAUCUUGCUCUUGUGACUGACUGGGUGUGAACCGGGUCUCCUGCAUGUCACAAGACUGUUAGCCCACUUAGCUAAAGCCCAUAGGGAUGAGUACAGGAAGCUAACAAGUCUCCAGCAAGGUUACUCAUCAAAAGGGCGAGAACCUUGGUUACAUUUCACCCCCCCCCCCCCCCAUUGACCUCAUACUCAGAUCACAGCACCAAUAUAGCUGACUGGGUUCACUCAAUUCAAUUUCAAAUCAUGAAAUAAAAGUUCAGUUUAUGAAUUCUGAUUCUUUGUGUGCAUUACAAAUUCAAAAAUAUUAAAUUCAAAUUCAAUAUCUAAGUACAAUAUAUUUUGGGACUGAAAUCGCUCCAUACUUUUCUUUGAUCAGAUAUAAUUUGGUCAAGGGGGAGGCAUUGCGUAACGUUAGUCAACUGUAUAGCUCUGAGAUCAGGUGAUAGGAGUGGAGGGAAGCAGCACUGUGUGUAGACUACCUCAGUCAGACUGUUCUGGAGCCAGCUGUUAUGAGGAUAGGUCAGUGACUGACUUGUGAAGGGGUGUUGGUGUCUGAUUGCUGGGAGCACGUGGCUGAGCUGUGGCUACACUACAGCAAGGUCACCUUGAGUUUGUGCCUACAUAAGGGUCUGAUAAGGAAGGAGUAAGUCCAGCCAGCAGUCUCUCUGUCUCCUCCUGUUCUAAACUGGUUUAAACUCAAUCUCCACUCAUCUCCCCCAUUCAAGAUGUUAUGACAUUGUCCACGUUUCAUUCAACCACUCUUCUUUAGCAGUAGUUGUUGAUUGCCAGUGUUGUCCUUCAAUGUAUUUGGCAUAAGACAUUCAGACUCAAUUUCAAAGGGUUUUCAUUAAGGUGGCUAACAAUGUGAAUUUGAUUGGUGUGCUAAAUGAAGUAGCUUAAUGCAUCAAACUGCAGAACUAUGAUUUGAUUUGCCUGAUGUUUAAGGACGGAAAAAGCUGUAACCCCGGUGAUGAUCAGUAUCGCGCUUGGAAGGACCCAGGAGCGCUGUGGAGGGCUCUCUUCUUCAUCUCUCUAAAUCUCUAUCCUCUCUAACCUUCCCUCCCUUUUUUCAUCCUCCCUCUUCAUCAUCCUCCUCUCCCUCCGUCAGCACAGUGUGACUGACCUAAUGACUGUAAGAUGAUGAGAUCUGAGGGGAACAAGGCUCUGUUUCCUUCUCUGUGCAUGGCAGUGAGGGGAGACAAUGUGUAGGCUAUGUAAUGUGAAUUCGUUUUUCUACUGUGCAUUAAUGUGUUAACAUGUCAUGUGUUCAUACUCUCUACCUUUCCACCCCCUUUCCAUUCCUUUACACAUCUCCCUGUCCUACCUGACUCUCUCUGUCGCUCUCUCGCUCUGUCCAGGCUCGUAUCAAGGCCAUCAACACAUUCUUUGCGAAGAAUGGCUACCGUAGCGUACCGGACUCCAGUGUGUACAGCCAGCAGGGCCAGUCUCAGUCCCAGUACAGCUCUACACCCCUCUACAUGCAGCAGGUGUACAGCCCCCAGCAGCAGUACCCACUCUACCCCCUGGUGCCCCCCACCUGGAACCCAUCGCCUGCCCCUUACUUCGAGACCCCACUGGUGAGGCCCGGAUGAUUGUGGUUCCCUGUUGUAACUCGUAUUGAAUUAGAUUUCGUACUGUUGUUCAUUCCUAGGAUGACGAGCCCCUCCAGAGUGUGUUGGUUGGUUAUCAUGGGUACAGAAGUGUUGGGUAUACCUUUAGCUACUCAAGUUUGAGAUGUAAUUGCAUGAUCAUUCUGAACAAAGGAGUUGUUUAGCAAAUGGCUCCUUUAAAUAAAAACCUCUGACCCAAUGAUGACAAAAAACAUGCAUAGAGGGGGUUCAGGCUGGGAGACAAGCCACUCUGGGUUCAUCUAUGCCCCCAAAUCCUCCUUUCUCCCUCCUUCCCCUUAUUUUACCCCUCCCCCUCUCCGAAUUGGUGCGUCUCCACAGUUGACCCCAGUGUGAGAUAAGAUUAUGAGAUCUGAGGGUCUGUAUUGGUGAUUUAGGAAUGGUGGACGUCAUCCUCAACAUGUUCUGUCCUGUUCAGACCCAGAUGAAUAUACCCCGCGUCAGCUGUAACACACACCCUUCACAUUGCACUCUGGGGUCAGAGUGGGCAUGACAUUUAGUAAUGUAGAACUGGCAGGAUCAGCUGGUCUUGUAAGAGCUGUAUCAUUAAACUGAGGUGAUUUAACCUUUGUCAUUGACUGGCUACACUGAUUGAUCGUGGGCGGCCAUUUUGUUUUCUUAUUUUCCUCCAGGCCCCGUUCCCCAACAGUGGCUUUGUGAACGGCUUCAGCACCCCUGGGAACUACAAGACUGGCAACAGUCCCCUGGGCCUCGGACGACCGCCCUUCAACAGAAACCGGUAGGCGUUUUCUCUCAGGGCAAGAACCCCCAUCCGGCUCGAACGUAAGGCUUUAUUAGAUGGCUUUGACCCAAUGAUGACAAAUCAAUGCGCAUAGAGGUGCUUCAAGCUGUGGGAUGAAGGCUUUUGGGUUUCUCUCUCCUCCCUCUUACCUUUCUUUCACUCAAACUCUCUCUUCUCUCCCCCCCAAAGUCACUAGUCUCUACACUUGACCCGAUGAGCGUUAAGAUUAUGAGAUCUGAGGGUUCAAACUGGUCUUAUUUAGCCAUCCAAAGUGGACCAGUGAAUUCAUCCACAGCCUUACAACAUUAGAUUCUGUUUAAAAAAGCCAGUUUGACUAGCACCAGGAUGGUUGUUGUAAUUGAUCAGACACUGAUUUAGUGCACAUAUGGUAUUUAUGUUCAUGAACAAAGCAAGACCAUUUUUAGUUUUUGGGGCUCUGCUGUCAUAAAUAACUGGUUGUCUCUUACUCCCCCCGUCCCACAGUGUCCCCCUCUAUUCUAGAAAGAAUGUAAUCAAUGCCUUCAGGUAUAAGCAAUCAGAUAUCAAUCAUGUCAUCAGUUAAUGCUCCCCCACACCCUCAUUUCAUCCAGUCUCAUUCUAAAACAUACACGUUAGCAAGCUACGAUGUUAAUGCCGAUUUAAACCAUCCAUGUAAUGCUACAUUGUGGUGUCCUUUGGAACUGUGGUGAAUGGCAACCUUCAACUGAUAUUUGAGAUAGCUAGCGUAGCUGACAGAUGACGCUAUGAUGCUCAGGGAUUUUUGCUGUUUGAAUAUAAGAUCCAGCAAGUUCAUUACCAUCAGCUUGUGCUGAGCAAACCAAAACCAUUCCCUUAGUAUUCUAUACAGUAGCAUAUUUACAAUCCCCUCCAUCCACCAUCUUAAUGUUUAAUGUCCUGUCUUCAUCAUCCUCUGUCUGCAUGAAUCAUACUGGAACCGCUCUAGUUGUUUUGUGAUCAUGUGAUUGUAUCUUUAGACUGAAAAAUAGAUGGCAUUUAUGUCUGAGUGAUUUGAGGCUGUUAAAUUGAUAUGACUGACUGAUCUUCCUUUCCUCAGGAACCACGCGAAGAGCCAGCCCCGGCCGUGUGAUGAGGCCUCUCCUCCCUCUGUUACCCCUGUAUCCCCCCUGGUGGACGGCCUGUCUGGCCCCUCCAGCGCUCUUCCUCCCCGGACGGCAGGGGCUCCCCUGGGCAGCACCCCCGAGCCUGGCCCUGCGCCCCCCUCCCUCACCUCCCUCACCAUCAGGGACACCCUCCCACUGGUUGCAGAGGGGAUGCCCAAUGGAGACCUGGGCAUUGCUGGCAGGGGCAGGUCAGUCCGACCAGAGCCCCUUCAUACAUACACACACCCCACAACCUGCUCAUACAUGAAAUGACAUGUCCCUGUUGGGCUUUAUCAGAUGGCUUUGACCCAAUGAUGACAAAUCGAUGCGCAUAGAGGUGAUUCAAGCUAAGUGAUGAAGACUUUGGGGUUUUCCUUUCUUUCACUCCUCUCUCUCGCUCUCUCUCGCGCUCACUCUAUCCCCCACAAAGUCACUAGUCUCUACACUUGACCCAAUGAGCGGUAAGAUUAUGAGAUCUGAGGGUUCAAACAUGUCUUAUUUGGCCAUCCAAAGCCUUCCCAACAAACAAUUACAUUUUACAUUUUGGCUUAUGAUCAUCUCUGUGUGUGUAACAUGUUUGUCUGUUGUAGGAGAGGCAGCUACAGAGGGAUGCGGAGGAGGAGAGAGGACGAGAGGAUCACGGUCAGUUUAAUUUCCUCUAUCCCAUGUUUAGUGUGGUUUAUACACCCUAUCCCACCCACGUGGAGUUGGAUUAAAGGUCAAAUGUGUGUCUUCUGUGUUUUGGUUUUCAGAGGCCCAUCCCUCUGAGCGAGAUAAAGGUUCCACAGCCCAAGUUUGAUCUGGCUGCCUCCAACUUCCCUCCGUUGCCGGGGUGUGUGGUCAGCACGCAGGGAGAGCCUGUGCUAGAGACUCGCAUGUCUGAUGUGGUUCGAGGCCUGAAGGUGACCAGCGACAAGGUGAGGAAAAACCCCAUUUGUUUUGUUCCCUCCUGACCACUUGACGUGACAAGAAGAAGUGUUCUAUAAUAACUAGGUCUGUGUUUUUGUCUGGUCCGGCACUUAAUCCCACCUGUUACAUCCCUCUUACACUGUAGUUACUCUCUCAGACAAAUGUCAUGUUAUUCACCCCUCUAAGUCAACUAUGUCCAUCUCUCUUAUUUCCAGCCUGAUGUGAGUAAGGAGUCUGUGGCCCCUCCUGCUAGUGCCCAGAAGGAGACUGUGAGUGUGCCCAGUCCUGUCACGCCGGCCCCCAAACCCCCCACCCCUCCGGUCGUGGAGCCCCCUGUUCCAAGGUAUGGUUUACCUCUGGCUUACAGCUACAAAGAUGUGCUGUAGGGAUUUUGAUGAUCCAAUAUGAUUUGACUGUUGGAAAUAAACCUUAUUGGUAACCUUUUCCUCUUCUGUCUGUGCAGUGUUGCUCAUCCGGUGAAAAAAGUAGAGAAGGCUGAGCCUCAUGUCCAAAAGGAGAUGACUCCAACCCCCGCACCACCCUCUUCUCUGCCAACCCCCACACCACCCUCUUCUCUGCCAACCCCCUCACAGCCCGCCGCUGCUACCAAACCCACCCCUACGCCCACCCACAGUCAGCCCAUCUCCACGGCAACACCAGUCCCCGCCACUACCACACCUGCACCGGUAAGACUUCACUCACUGCCUGGCGGAUUUCACUGGAUACAUAAUGCAUUGGAUAGAAUGUUGUCAGUUAACAUAUCUGGUUAAAAAAGAGAUCAAUGAAGAGAUUGAUGUAAGGUUGGAUGCCUAUUUUCUCUCCUCCCCUAUUAUCUUUCCUGUCUAUCUACCAUCUAUCCAUGCAUCCAACCAGGAGUCAAGGAAACUGAGCUAUGCUGAGAUGUGCAAGCGGCCAGCCACCCAGCCCCCAGAGCCAAGCACCUUCCCAAAACCUCCCACCUCCUCAGCCAGCCAACCCCUGCGGGAGCUGCGGGUCAACAAGGCCGACGAGCCCGCCGCCUCCUCCAGCAGCAAUGGGGAUAGGUCAGAGAAACCAGAGCGGUCUGGAGAAGGCCGGCCCCACCGUGACCCACUGGGCUCAUACUGUGGGGUCAAUGGCCCUGCCCGAUCCGGAGGGAUGGGCCUAAAGUACCGGGAUCAGCAGAGA
Messenger RNA from Coregonus sp. 'balchen', 24273 nucleotides. The record is from the annotation of a GenBank genome assembly. NCBI's taxonomy places the organism in Eukaryota, Metazoa, Chordata, Actinopteri, Salmoniformes, Salmonidae.